CUUACCGUACACUAAGCCGGUUUUGAAGUCCCGGUGUCUCAUGCCUUCCAGAAGCGAUGCACAUGCCUUUCGUGAUUCAGCUGCUGUAUAUACAACAGACCAGAAGGCCGCCUCAUAUUCUGUCAACAGCCCGAAGCUUGCCACUGAGCACGUGACUCGGCACCGUCUUCGGCGUACCCGUUUUACCAGUGGUGGUGGGACCGUUGAGCCUGAUGUGACGGAAGAUUGCGUCACUCACCGGGCUAGGCGUUCGAGUAAUGCACACGGGAGUAGUCAUCUCGCCGUCCGUAACUCUAAGCCGCAUUUACGGCCGCCGAACUCGCUUCCCUCUUCACCGAAUUCAGCAUGUUCCUUGAUUGAGGCUGUUCGGCAAAAAACCGCGGUCAUUCUAGAUCCUUAUGUGUCUCAAAAUGAUACGUCCAUCAAUCGCGUCGAGCAACUUGAGGAUGAAAAUUCCUUUUCUUCCAGUGUAUUUUCUGAACACUUAGCAUCGUCUGACCUGCCUCAUAUGAUAAGUGCAAUAUCUCGCGUUCCGAAUUCUUCGCAAAAGUCUCGGCAUAGCUCAAUACUUUCUUCUGAUGUGCUGCUCGCUGAUGACGAAGAUACGAAGGACACAGAUCAGGUCGAAUUCGCUCAUAAGAUCAAAACGGAUAUGGAUAACUUGUUAAUACAGGAAGAUAGUGAGAUAUCCACUCCGGCUUUGGCAGUUACAGAUGAUCCAGGUAGCUCUGAGGGUGAAGAUGACAAUGAUGGAAAGGAACCGCCGCUUGUUGAAACCACCGAUUCGAGACAUCAUCUUUCUGUUGAAGCGAGCGAUGCAGACAUCAUGUCCGCCUCCGAAACUCCUUUGUUGGUUGAUCCAUGCGGAGACAGUCAUGACUACCAGAACGAUUCCAUUCUCGGAAGUGGAGUGUUUGGUUGUGUUCAGACGGCUGUAAGCCGAACGGUCCUGAACGUAGAUGCUUCCUCCCGACUGUCUAUUGAUACCGCGUCGAAAUCACCCGGCUCGCAUGGUACUCAUACUAGUGAAGUAAUCACAACGGCAGCAACAUCAUUUCAUCCACAAGUACCGGUGGACUGUUCGACAACCACUGGAUCUGCUCGUAUGGUCACUCGGUCACAAACUGCCGAGUUGUUUCGACAAACUGUGAACACAUCUCCCCUAUCUUGUUCAGAUACCCCGCACUUCGGCAGCACUGUACAUAAACCCCUCUUUACUGAACGUCUUUCACACGGAGCAGAUGCCAGCUCAUCCCAAACCCAGCCUUCCUCUUCCUCUGCGACGGUGCAAUCCUUACAUAAAAUUCCCAGCAGUACGAAGCGACAUUCCAGUCCCAUUGUGCCUUUCGAUGAAUUCUGUGAAGAUUCCGCUCGCGCAGGUUUUCGUAACGGAUGUCAGGAGUUGGUCCAUCCCCCAGAACUUCAAACCACUACUGCGACUUCCCUCGACGGAUCUCAUGCUACGCCACUGUUAUCUCGGGCUCCCGAUAUUACUUACGGUGGUUCCUUCUCCUCAUCGAAUUCGAAGAAUCCUGAACACACACAACUUGCUUUUUUCGGUGCAACAGCCGACGAGACAGGAUGGCAAAAUUCUUCGGUGGCAGUAAUGACGUCAUCCACCCCACAGUCGACCAUCGAUCAUCAUCGGGCACCGAUCAGAACGUCGAGCGAAGGUGGCAACGUGUUGAGCUCUCCGGCCACGCCUUGUCGCUCCUAUCCUCUGCGGUCUCGUCUUCGUCGCGAAUCCAUGCUGCGUGAAUGGCAAGCAGCCCAGACAGCUCCAAAAUCAUUCAACCAUUUGCCAACCGAAGUUGUCUUUCGUAUUGUUCACUAUCUAAGCAUUCAAGAUGCAUUCCGAUUGCAACUUAUCAAUCGGCGCCUCAAAGCAAUCGUCGAACGUUAUUUGCUACUCGUCAAGCGUAUCAACUUUAGUAACGGCUUGCCUUUUGCAUUUCUACCCGAAUCUAUCACUGACUCUGCUCUGAAACGCAUUCUCAGUCGUACUCCGGAGGUCACACACAUCUUGGGGUUCUACCCAAAACGAAUACUAGGUUCGCAUCCAGCGGAUUUCCACAGCCUGGGCAACACUCGCUCGGGACCGAAUAAUGCGCUGACUUAUGCCGGUAUUAUAUCAGCGUUUCGUAUUUGUCCUCGCCUCCGAUCGGUUGAACUCAUGGAUGUCGAGCUAAUGAGCAAGCUAGUACACUAUCUACCGCGUAUCAAGUUCCAUGGCAUGUUUCGCAACCGUCCUGAUUCAUGGGACAGUGAGUACGCCGUACCGUUGCCACCCGAAUCUGAGCCGUUGUCCCCUACGGUUGCUGAAACCGUUGUAGAAAAUCCCAGUUCGUGUUCCUUGUCAUCUGGUACCGACAAUCCAGCUUGCCAACCACUUUCGGAUCCAGAACCCGCCGGAGUAAACCAUUUGAGCAAUUUGUGCUGUUCACUUAUGGCCGCUACAGCGGUCGCUACAAGUUAUCCGAAAUCUAAGUUGCAUAAACUGUUUGGUUUCAAACGACUGAAAUCCGGGCGUCGGUCAUCUUCCGGAGCAUUUUCGCCGCCGCCAGUGGACGUCAUCCCAGGAACGCCUAGUGGUUCCUCUGGGAACUCAAUUGGACACUCAGCUGCUGCCGUCGCUCAGCGAUAUACAAUACAGUACGCUGAUCUGGCUUCCUGGUUCGAACCUUUAGGCGAAUCUCCAGUCGGCCAUGGCUCACCUUCCACCAUCCCACAAUUUCUUCCGUCACGAUCACUUACACCAUGGCUUGAUCGUCCGCCACAUCAGAGGACUAUUCCCACGAUCAAUAUCCUCGAUGGUCUGAGAAAUAUGGCGAUUGCACCGUUCCUCCAACCCGGUCUGCCUCCAAUCGAAGCUGAAGUGAUCACCGGACCCCUGAUCGGUCCCACCGACCCUGCAGAUGGACCGCCUAUUGCACUCAAUCACCAUGCACCAGUUAUGGCGCUUGCUUUGCGAGCGGUAUUUGUCCCACCGCAUCUACCCAAUCACGGUGUUCCGGCUCCCAUAUUGCUUGCUCCUCAUGGACCAGGUCCGGAUGGACUGGGCAAUCCACCCCAGGAUGAAAGGCGCAUGAUUUGGCCGCAACCACAGGGGCAAAAUGUAGCCUUGCCUAUGGGACCACCUGCCGGUUUCGAUGGCGGAGUUGAGGCUAGGCACAUUGAAAUGCAUAAUCAACAACCAAGACAAGCACCUGUCAUCGCCCAGCCGGUGCGGAUUGCUCCGAAUCCAAUAUUCGCUGGUCGCUCACAUCGGCGGCAUCCAAUUAGGCACUACGUCCGUCACAUACCCGCGACCGGACGUUUGAGUGCUAGUGGACCGUGGCUUGUUUCCCCUCUGCCAAGUCAUGCAAACUGGAUCGCUCUACCACAUGCAAUCACCAACCUGACCAAAUUGGACCUCGUCUCUGUAGCCAUCAGUGCGAUUCCGCGACUGGACAAUAUCAAAUACCUACAUCUGAAAUGGGUUGUAUUCACGUCGGCAGAUCCAUUCUUCAACUUCUCCGCGACAAAACUACAGUCAUUUGUGAUGAACAACUGUAGUGGUCCGUCUCGAGCUGUCCGGUUUGUACGUAUCUUCUCCGCGCUUGCUCGUGCGCCACAACUCACUCGUUUGGAGCUAGUUGGGAUUCGUUUUGUUGAUGGACUUUUGGCCCAUAUCAUUGACGUACCUCUUCUACCGGGCCGAGGCUUCCGCAACCUGCAACGUUUGGUCCUGUCCAGUAAUCGGGAUGCCUCGGAAUUCGAUGUGGGCCUCAUGUUGCUGGCCGGGCAACAGUCGCUGAGUCAUGUAGCCUUGCAAAUUGCGCACACACGGAACUCGCUGUUUGAGUCGUUAUGGUGUGCUCGAGCUGGCUUUCCACGUUUGGAAACCCUCAUACUGGGCUACCAAGAUCCCUACCAGUCUCGAUUGACCGUCUCCGAGUUGCUGGGUCUCGGAGUCGGUGAGGCUUGCGAUCACUUGAUGCCAUUGUGUGAAUUGACUGACUGGGGACUAUCCGUCGUAUUCCGUCUCUGUCCGAGGCUGGCAAGUCUCACAAUCCGCCAUGCACCCUACUUGUCCUCGGUUCUCACUUGGCACGACCGGUCGCCGGACAACUGGAUCCUGGAUGAGCCCGGUGGUGGGGCGAACGCUGCUGAUGAGGCUCACUCAAAUGGGCCGCUCGCACCCAACCGCGCUCGACCUCAUGAAGGUCAAGAGGCCGCUGAAGAUACUGCCAGCACUAACCAACCUACGGAUGCUGUCGGCGAUCCUCAGUAUUUACUUCUCAGGUCGCUGACGCUGGAAAAUUGCCCAGGAAUCUCGAUUGAGAGCCUAGAGGAUGCAAUUACCAGUGGGACACCGUUUCCAUGCUUGGAAACUUUGGUGUUGCGUGAUAUGUUUCUUUCUCGGUGCGAUCAGUCACGCGACGUUUUUCGGAAGCCAACUUGGAUUGAGCGCAGAGCAUGUCAAGCGAAAGUCAACGUCGCAUCGAAUUGUCCCAGUCAGCCUUUCGAAGUGGACUGGUGUCGAGUAGCACAACUACAGGCGCUGUCCGAUUUGUUGGCUGCCCGGCAUUUGAGCCAUUCCUCUACAUGUCCUGAGAGCAUCGGUCUGGCCUCUUCUGUACGAAAUGUCGCUGCUUCAUUCCCAUCUGGCGGAGUGCGAGAUCCCGAAUUGGCGCUAAAACCUUUCGAUCUUUUUUACUCGCUGAGGACCCGUCACUACUUAUCCAAUCUCCUGGAAUUAGACGGAUCAUGUGGUCCACGAUCAAUUGGUCAGAGACGUUUUGCGAAUGCUCUGUUUGGUCCGCUUAGCUCAACUGCUCAUACCGUUCCAUCGGAAACUCCGCAUAACGUGGAAUUUGUAUCCCAGUCCACACAGACUUGUAUUUGUGGCACGCUGGAAUGGAAUGUUUUCAAUGACCUGGUACUUCUACCGCCCACCAUUUCUGCAGAUAGUGCCUGUUCUUCCUCAGCACACCUCACGCGGCCUCAUGUUGAUUACUCGAUUCCCACGGAUGUCUCUUCCACCGAUCAAGCGCAACAACUCGGGGGUCCGUUAGCCUUCCAUCCAUUCCCUCCGUCCAUCCUCCAUCAAGAAUUGUUCAAAAUCGUCACUGCCUCUGAAUGGACCAAGGACGUGCUCCAAACCCCUCCAAUGGUCCAACUCGCUUCCCUCCAGUCUACUACUACACGCAUUCCAGUUUCAUCCGGUGACUGUCCCGGUUGCGUUUCCGAUACAUUCCACUGCGACCCGAAUUCCCAGUCGCUCUCCGGUCUUCAAUUUGAGACCGAUCUACAGCACCGACCGCGUAAAUGGCUCGCUCGUGAUGCUGCUAUAGACACCACGGAACUUCGCUGUCACACCUUCCCCGGACCCCUCGUAUUCACAGUACUGCAAAAUCCAGGUGCUCCGUUCAGCAACCUGACUUCGAUCCACUUCGAAAAAGUGGGACUAUCUCAUCUAGUUCUGAGUGGUGCUCCACAUCUGAAAAAUGUCACCUUAGAGAACUGCCCACAACUGCAGGCCAUUUUGCUCGCCCAUCCUUCGGUUCCGAUGGACACGGAAACCGUCCCAAGCACGUUACCCUCACUUCGGCGUAUUCGAGUGAUCCGGUGUCCCAAAUUUGCCAUCUACCACCUGCUGAAUGCCAUAGCAAGCAUGUAUCCGAGCCACGAUGAGAACGUUUCGAUCAUCUAUCGCCCGUUCGGCCAAUACGAUGAACGAGUCGAGAAGGCUUUGUGGGACCGAGCUCACCAUGCUCAUGUUCUCAUUUCGCAUGAUUACAAACUGCAUGAAAGUGAGCGGGAAAUGGAGGAAUUCCACUCCAGUUUCGAUCAGCUGUUCAGAGAGGUCAUCAACUUUGCUGAUAUGCUUGUUCGUCGAGAACUACUGCAAGUGUAUCCGAAACCAAACACUGCGCUGUCGUCUCCAUCCAGUUUCCGACGCUCAGAGCACGGCGCUAACUGGGACCUAGUGACUGAUAUCCCAUGGAUCCACGAAAUCUGCUGUUCCUUCCUACGUGGCAGCGAACCCCGUCAGUCAGAUCAAGCAGAUCAAUUCUACGAGGUUUUGUCCGAGAUACAAACCGCUUCACACCCUCUCAAACUUCAGCGUCGUGGUAUUCAUUUGCACGUCCAGUUCCGAGAUACUCAUUCCUCGCUCUGUCCUGUUUCCGUGUCAGAUGAACGACCCUCCGAGCAGGCGAAAUCCACUAAUUCGCUUCCACAGUCCUAUUUAAGAUGGCCGCCUUCUGAUCAGUUCCUAACUACAACACAUCCUGCCUUAGAUCCCAACGUUUGGGGUGAUGGCUAUGAUGAAGCAAUGGUGGCUGCAUUGCCCCCACGGGAGACCAAGCCAACUCACUCCUGGUCUGGUUCGCCUAUCUCAGACAUCCCUUCAUGGCAGCGUCUUCUGCUUUCACAGGAAGAGCCUGACUACGAGGGAAUUCGUGACGAUACUAAUCCACCCGAUUCCGACACCCCUUCGAACUCAGGAUUGACCGUCUCGCAAAUGUGCGAUCAAGUAACAAGGCCAAUCGCCACUUGCGAACCGGCUCACUCGUCCUCGAAACGUCCCCGCGUAGAACGUGACUUCACCGCGGCCGUUUGGGCCAAGCUGAAGUCACCGAUCGCAGUUCCCCACUCCAACUUUCCUACUUCAUCAGCCACUUGCACUGAUGGUAGUGAGAAUGGUGGAAUCUGUAGAAAGCGUCCUUCUCUCCCCUACCAUAUUCACUCUGACCAGACAGUGACGAAGAAACCCAGGCAUACCUGUCAUAAAUUGAAUUGAUCCCCAUGGUGUUCGGUCAUGCUGAACAGCACCUUGAGGAACUACUGUGUUUGUAUUGUUCCGCUUCAGACAAACCUCGGUUCAGCUCCCUCUCACACACGCACACAGGCACAAACCGGUCACCACACCGAACACUCCAUAGCUAGGCCAGUUGUGAUCGAUCUUUAUCUGUAAAACCACUCCGUCCCGUGAACAUAUUUCCUGUUUUCCGCUCCCCAGUCGACACAUUUCCCACAGCCGUUGUGAUGCACCACUCAAAGACACAUACCUACCAUACUCACCGCAAAUCACUUCAAUGGUUGCCCUGCAGCAAAACAUCUUUCACGUUCUUGCGAAUCGGGGCGCACAGUCUUUGUCGAUUUUGCAUUGCAUUUCAUCCAAGCAGGCGGCCCAUUUCCUAUUUUUCUCAACCCUUAUCUUCUAGCAUCUCUAUUGAUUAAUAUACGGUGCCUUUUUUGUGUGUCCAUGUACGUUCAUUCCCGCUCGCCGUUUUUGCACCAACGGUAUUUAUCCUCGCCUGUUUCCCUCCUUUGAAAGUUGUUUCGUUCCACAGUUCUUGCGUGAAUGAUCUUCUCGGAGUUCUAGCUUCUCGUGUCCACUUGUCUCCCCGUGUUACGACGUUUCGGUUGUCUCCAGACGUUGGGCACUCUCCGUCAGUGAGUCAUUGUGGGUCUGUGAUAGCUGUGUCACCCUCUUUGUAGACUGUACACAAGCAUUAGUGCUCCUGAAAACCUCUCCUUUCUCUCCCUCUCUCUCUCGAUAUAGUGAACUUGUUUUCUUAUUUCAUCACCUGAUGCACACUUCCGAUCGGACUGCACACAUCUCCUGCCUCGCACGUUUUGUGUGUUUUCCACUUUGUGCCAUACCACCGUAGAUUAGUCAGUGCUUCACCCCAGCUUAAAAGGCUGGCUGUUCUUUUGAGCCUACCAUCCGAUUGCGCCGAUCCUUCUUCGUCUGACCGUAGGAUCGCAGUAUUUCCCUCCCCCCAUCCUUCCCACCGUGGAUUUAGUGCUUCCUCUAUGAGACCGCGUCCUUCGGCUGGGUUCCCUGUCCUCCACCCCAGCGGGUCUCGUGCACAAGAUCGUUUUGUUUCAUAUUGCGUACGCAAAAAACACUUGUUCUUAUGUAUUCUGGCUUUUCAUCUUGUCUGCGCGCACAGCCCGUCAUCAUACUGCAGAGCCCCGGGUAAUGUGCAUUCCCAUCCCCCACCCUCACUAAUGUUUAUGGUGAACAAACGUGCCGUGG
Molecule: messenger RNA, 8032 nt
Organism: Opisthorchis viverrini
Lineage: Eukaryota; Metazoa; Platyhelminthes; Trematoda; Opisthorchiida; Opisthorchiidae
Exons: 12
Coding region: 41-6787 (2248 amino acids)
Biological process (GO): protein K48-linked ubiquitination; SCF-dependent proteasomal ubiquitin-dependent protein catabolic process
Cellular component (GO): cytoplasm; nucleus
Molecular function (GO): protein binding
Source: RefSeq, a predicted model, not a curated record